AUGUCAUUCGUUAUCAUUACCAGGUGGUCUUCCGUCAAUACCUUGGAGAGUGGAUUUAACAGUCGUUCUGCUUCAACGUACGAAGAGGGCACCAUCCGGGACAUCACAGAUGCCCUUAUUAGGGCAAAGCAAGAGGCAGAAAUGGAAGAUUCCAGUGUGAGAGGCAUGCUAGACGUAAAGUUGAUCAUGGAAACGCUGGCGGAUCUCACUGUUGCUGGCACAGAUACAACCACAAAGUUUUUGACUUGGUCGCUUCUUUAUUUGGCGUCCUUCCCAGAUGUCCAAGUGAAGAUACACCAGCAGCUUGAUAACUUCAUUGGCUUUGACCGUCUGCUUCGCUUACAGGACAAAAGCAGUUUACCAUAUUUGGAGGCUACCACUAUGGAGAUCAUGCAGCUAUUCAUCACGACCCAAAACACAUUUGACCCGAUGCAGUUCCUAGACGACGAUGGAAACUUCGUUUGCCCAGCCACCUUUAGUUUCAUUCCAUUUGGUGGCGGUCCCCGUGGAUGUGUGGGUCAGUCCUUGGCUAGAAUAGAGUUUUUUCUUUUUCUAGCUGGCCUUCUCCAGGAGUUCAGACCUGAGUUUCGCGCAGGCUCUGCUCUGCCAGAUCUGGAGCCACCACCAGAAUCCAUUUCGCGUGGAAAUUUGACACCAAGGCCUGACAAACUUUGUUUCACCAAAAGGCACUAG
This is a messenger RNA of Stylophora pistillata, 693 nucleotides long. RefSeq names its product cytochrome P450 1A2. Gene Ontology annotation, molecular function: iron ion binding; steroid 17-alpha-monooxygenase activity; heme binding. Gene Ontology annotation, biological process: hormone biosynthetic process; progesterone metabolic process. The record is from RefSeq and is a predicted model, not a curated record. NCBI's taxonomy places the organism in Eukaryota, Metazoa, Cnidaria, Anthozoa, Scleractinia, Pocilloporidae.